AUGGAAAACAACAGACUUUCCAAAAUUUGCUAUGUACGUCUACUUGAUUUAGAGAAAAAUGUCAUUAGAUUUAAUUGGCUUUCGCAGGUGAAAGAAUACUUUAUAUUUGCCGAUUGUGAAAACUUAUGGCAGCGCUUUCUGAACUAUAACUCGAAAAAGCUCAUGAAUGAUAUUCUGGACGAAUUCAAGGAAAAGCUAAUUUUGUUCGACUCUGAGAGACUUCGAGACGAAGAUUGCCUUUAUGUGAACGUCUACACCCCAGCAUCCAAUCAAUCAAAUCGCUUGCCAGUACUGGUCUACAUACAUGGAGGCGCAUUCAUGUUCAGCUACGGGGGAUCGUAUGGUCCGCAAAUACUGCUCGAUAGAGAUGUCGUUUAUGUCAACUUCAACUACCGCCUCGGACCAUUAGGUUUUUUGAGUACCGAAGAUGACAUCGUACCAGGAAACAAUGGUGUGAAAGAUCAAAUUUUGGCUUUGAAAUGGAUCAAAGACAAUAUCAAAUAUUUUGGUGGUAAUCCCGAUUCAAUCACUAUUCAUGGAAUGUCAGCCGGUGGUGCAAGUGUACAAUUACAUUAUCUAUCACCAAAAUCCAAAGGUCUGUUCUCUAGAGGUAUAUCCCAAAGUGGCACUGCCCUCAACCCUUGGGUAUUAGUUGAAAAAUCUCUGGAAACAGCAAAAAUUUUAUCAUCCUCACUGGGAUGCCCGACAGAAGACAAUAAAUUGAUGCCAUGGUUAUACAAUCCAUUUUCACCAUUCGGGUUGGUAGUAGACAGUUGGUCAAGUGACCCGGUACUACCAAUUCAUCCACUUAAGCUGCUCAAUGAUGGGAAGGUCCAAGACUUACCUUUGUUGAUAUCUUAUACAUCUGCAGAGGGGCUAUAUCCAGCAUCAGAUUUUUACAAUGAUGAACUCCUCGAAUACUUAGACAUACACUGGAAUGAGAUAUUACCACAUAUAUUGCACUACAAUAAUGUAAUAGCAGAAGAUAAACUAAACAUUACCAGUGAGACAAUUCGACUAAAUUAUUUGGGUACUCGUAACCUCAAUAAAGAAAGUUAUCCUGAAUUCGUGCAGAUACUGAGUGAUCGUCUGUUUCUGCAUGACUUGGAGAAAGCUGGAAGAUUACAUGCCAUGGCUGUGAAAUCACCUGUUUAUUGUUACUACUUUAAUUAUAGAGGAGCACAUAGUGAUUCGGAGUUUAGAACAAACAGUACUGAAAACAUAGGCGUCUCACAUGCUGACGAUACCUGCUAUGUGGUCAAAACUAAACUAGAUACCUUAUCCACUGAAGCUGAUCGGAAAAUGAGUGAAAUAUUUGUUGAUAUGUUCUUGUCAUUCAUGAACACUGGGAAACCAAAUACAUCUCCAGAUUGGAAGCCUUUGUCCAGAGAAAGGUAUACCCCUUGGAACCAGUUACAUAUAUCAAGUCCAGAUAGUUUGUUCGCUGAAGAAAAAGAAACAAUAGUAGGCAAAAAAAUUUGGGAUAAGUUGGAGUUUCUUGAGAAUGAGAGAUUAUUCAAACACAAAGAAGAGCUGUGAUUAGGACGUUGAAUAUCUUUAUAACUGAUUAGCUAAUUUUUUAUCAAUUGUCCACUGAAUAAACCAUUUUAUAAUU
Molecule: messenger RNA, 1615 nt
Organism: Phaedon cochleariae (mustard beetle)
Lineage: Eukaryota; Metazoa; Arthropoda; Insecta; Coleoptera; Chrysomelidae
Source: the annotation of a GenBank genome assembly